AAUGAGCAAUCAAAAUCAUCCACCAGGCGGACUGUUUACCACAUCACUGAUCACUUUGUCAUCUCUACAAUUCCUAAAGAAUAUCAAAAAACCAAGAUGAAUAUCGUUAACACUCUACAUCCCCAAAAUGCAAAAGUUUCUUAUUCAACCGGAUGUGAUUGGAUGCAGGCAGAAGCCAGUACUGGGACGUCUAUCAUGGCAAUGGAGUUUAAUGGAGGAGUAAUUAUUGGAGCAGAUUCCAGAGCUACCACCGGUGCUUAUAUUAGCAACAGAACUGCUGACAAGCUGACAAAAAUCACAGACAAUAUCUACUGCUGUCGUUCUGGUUCUGCCGCUGAUACACAGGCAAUCGCUGAUAUCGUUGCAUAUCAUUUAGGAUUCCAUCAGAUGGAACUGGGGUGUCAGCCCUUGGUGGAAACAGCAGCUAAUGUAUUUCGUGAGAUGUGUUAUAAUUAUCGAGACUCUCUGAUGGCUGGAAUUUUGGUGGCUGGAUGGGAUGUCCAGAAGGGUGGCCAGGUUUACAGCAUUCCCAUCGGUGGAAUGUGUGUUCGUCAGCCAAUUUCCAUUGGAGGUUCCGGAUCCACUUACAUCUAUGGAUACGUCGACGCGAAUUACAAAACCAAUAUGACGAAGGAUGAGUCCAUUAAUCUUGUCACCAACAGCUUGUCAUUGGCUAUGAGUCGCGAUGGAAGCAGUGGAGGUGUAAUCCGUCUUGGAAUUAUCACAGAAAGUGGUGUGGAACGUCGACUGAUCCUCGGUGAUGAGGUUCCCAAAUUCUACGAGGGAUAAUUCCAUUUUAACUGAAAACCCAACGGUCGAUUUUUUCUAUUCACUUCAUAAUUAAUGUUUUUUCCAAAAUCCUUAAUU
Molecule: messenger RNA, 867 nt
Organism: Fopius arisanus
Lineage: Eukaryota; Metazoa; Arthropoda; Insecta; Hymenoptera; Braconidae
Gene: Prosbeta1
Product: proteasome beta1 subunit
Exons: 5
Coding region: 97-789 (230 amino acids)
Cellular component (GO): proteasome core complex
Molecular function (GO): threonine-type endopeptidase activity
Source: RefSeq, a predicted model, not a curated record